AUGUCUAUUGAAGGGGCGAAAGUUGAAGGCAUAAUUUCUUUAAUUAAUACUAAUGUAGAAGCUAUAAAAGUGAUUAAAGAGUGGAAAGAACAGACAGAAAUUCUGAAAUCCAUUUUAUUCUUCAUUUUUAAAGAAAAAAAAGAGAAAAUUAUAAAUUUUAUUUGUGAAGAGAAAUCAGAUUGGCUUAAAUAUACAAAUUCUACAGGAGAGACACCAUUACUUAUUGCAAUUAAGAAUGGAAGUAGUCAAUGCAAACUAAUUUCAAAGAAAAGUAGUUUAUCUAUUAAAACACAAAAUGGGAAUAAUAUUGUUCAUUAUAUUUGUCAGUCAACAAUUCCUAAAAAAGAUAAAUUUUUAAAGUACGUUGUUAGUCAAAAUCCAUUGGCUUUAGAAGAUAUUAAUGAAAAUGGAGAUACUCCUCUUCAUUGUAUAGCACGAACUCAAGACUAUGAAUCAACCAUAUUAUUACUGAAAUUAGGGGCUUCAAAAACAAAACAAAAUAAGAAUGUUAUGACACCUGCACUUAUUGCAUUAGAAGAAGGAAAUUUUUUAAUGUGGGACAUAUUAAAAGAAGGGUCUAAAACAAUUGAAGAUAUAAAUGAAGAAAAUAAAGAGACUGAAGAGUCAUUAACUUCAUUAAUGAAAACAAAAUUAGAAGGAGCAACUUAUAAAGGUAAAAUGGUAAUGGAACAAAAAGUAAAUGAAUUAAAAGCAUCAUUAGCAGAAUUACGUAAAAAGAAAACAAGUUUAAAUGAAAAAUUAGAUGAAAUAUUAAAACGAGAAAGAGCAAAAGAAAUAAUAUUAUCAAUUGAUGGAGGUGGAAUUAAAGGAGUUUUAGAAUGUAUUAUUCUUGCUCGUAUUCUUGAAAAACAUCCACAAUUUUUAAAAAAUAUUGAUUUAGUUUGUGGAUGUUCUGUAGGUUCGAUAUUAGUUUCUAUGUUAGCUAUUGGAAUAACACCACGAAAUUGUAGCGAUUUACUUAAUAUCAUUUCUCAAGAAGUAUUUGUUAAACCAACAAUUGCAAUAAAUCAACCAAAAUAUCGUAAUGAUAAAUUGAAGUAUAUAUUAGAGUAUAUAUUUAAAGAAAUUAAAAUUAAAGAUAUUCAAUGUAAAUAUCUUGUGGACACUUUUAGAAUUGACUCUGAAGAACAAGAACCAAAUCGAUCAUGUGAGUCUUUUUGUUUUACUAAUCUUCAAAAAGGAUUUGAAGAAGAAAAAUUAAGUGAUAUUUGUCUACGUUCUUCUUCUGCUCCAACAUACUUUCAGCCAUAUCAAAAUUUCGUAGAUGGAGGUAUGCUGAAUAAUACUCCAAUUGGACUUUGUUGGUCAUUUUUAUUUGGUGAAGAAGGUCUUCAAUUAAACCCAAAAAAAGUUGUUUGUUUCUCAUUAUCAGCAGGAAAGCCAGACCCUUUUUAUAUUGACAGUAAUAAAAUUGGUAAGGAGGAAUUAUGCAAUGGGCAACACAAAUUAGUGACACUUUUAUGUAUGCCACUAGAAGUUGGACUAUUAAAUCGGGUAGAAUACCAAACUGAAUUAAUUCCAAAAUUAAAAGAAAUUGCAGAAGAAGUUGACUUAACUAAAGUUGGUCAAUGGUUAAACAAGUAUUGGGAUAAUUAA
Molecule: messenger RNA, 1617 nt
Organism: Entamoeba histolytica HM-1:IMSS
Lineage: Eukaryota; Evosea; Mastigamoebida; Endamoebidae
Product: patatin, putative
Exons: 3
Coding region: 1-1617 (538 amino acids)
Biological process (GO): lipid metabolic process
Molecular function (GO): protein binding
Source: RefSeq, a predicted model, not a curated record